This is a messenger RNA of Phragmites australis (common reed), 1577 nucleotides long. Its product is annotated as bifunctional nitrilase/nitrile hydratase NIT4-like. The transcript has 5 exons. Gene Ontology annotation, molecular function: nitrile hydratase activity; nitrilase activity. The record is from RefSeq and is a predicted model, not a curated record. NCBI's taxonomy places the organism in Eukaryota, Viridiplantae, Streptophyta, Magnoliopsida, Poales, Poaceae. The coding region runs from base 193 to 1278 and encodes 361 amino acids. Gene Ontology annotation, biological process: detoxification of nitrogen compound.
GAGAAAGAAGAAGACAAGCCUAGCAGCAUCCGUUCCUCCUACGCUCCUCGCCCCAUCAAAACCAAGGAGAAACCACGCACGCGCACCACGGCCCCGGUGCUCAACGUCCACUGAUCCACUCCCCGCGAGCUCGUCCCCACCUCCGCGUCGAGCCCCAGCAAGGGGCAGUAGCAGGCGUCCCCGUCCAUACUGAUGGCUCUGGUCACGUCGGGCUCGGGCGGCGGGCCGGUGAUCGCCGAGGUGGAGAUGAACGCCGGCUCCGACCCGGGCGCCACCACCGUGCGCGCCACCGUCGUGCAGGCAUCCACCAUCUUCUACGACACCCCCGCCACUCUUGAUAAAGCAGAGAGAUUGAUAGCAGGGGCUGCUGGGUAUGGUUCACAGCUAGUUGUGUUCCCUGAGGCUUUUAUUGGAGGCUAUCCUCGUGGAUCCACCUUUGGCUUUGGGAUCAAUAUUAGCAUUGCUAAUCCAAAAGACAAGGGAAAGGAAGCAUUCCGGAGGUAUCACUCAGCUGCCAUAGAUGUGCCUGGUCCAGAGGUGACAUGCUUGGCUGCUCUGGCUGGAAAAUAUAAGGUCUUCUUGGUAAUGGGAGUGAUUGAAAGGGAAGGUUAUACACUGUAUUGCUCGGUGCUCUUCUUUGAUCCUCUAGGACGUUACCUGGGUAAGCACCGCAAGCUCAUGCCUACAGCAUUAGAACGGAUUAUAUGGGGAUUUGGAGAUGGAUCGACAAUUCCCGUUUAUGAUACUCCACUUGGAAAGAUCGGAGCCCUCAUUUGCUGGGAAAAUAAAAUGCCACUUUUGAGGACAGCAUUAUAUGGUAAAGGUAUUGAGAUCUACUGUGCCCCCACAGCUGAUUCCAGGCCUGUUUGGCAAGCCUCCAUGACGCAUAUUGCCUUGGAAGGGGGAUGCUUUGUCCUGUCAGCAAACCAAUUCUGCCGCAGAAAGGACUAUCCUCCCCCACCUGAGUAUGAGUUUGCUGGUUUAGGUGAAGAGCCUUCUCCAGACACUGUUGUUUGUCCUGGAGGCAGUGUCAUCAUUUCUCCAUCUGGAACAAUCUUGGCAGGUCCCAACUACGAGGGAGAGGCGCUGAUUACAGCCGACCUUGACCUGGGAGAAAUUGUUCGAGCCAAGUUUGACUUCGACGUAGUGGGCCACUACGCUCGACCUGAGGUCCUGAGCUUGGUGGUGAAUGAUCAACCACACCUUCCUGUGUCUUUCACGUCUGCUGCUGAGAAGACCCCAGCUACAAAAACUGACAACGUUGCUAAGUCCUACUGAUGGACGACGACCCUUAAAAUUCAGUUGUGUCAAUACGUCGGUGACCGUGGCUCGGUUCCCCUGGGUGAGUCUGUCUGGGAUGGGAGAUGUAACUUUUGAAUUCCAUUUCUUUCUCCAAUGAAUGGACAAAGAUCCUGCCAUCCGUUUCAAAUGAAAAAGGGUCGCCGGCGUGCCGUGUGCUCUGGACCUUCUGGUAACCACGGACGCACGGAUUAUGGUCCGUGUGCCUUGUACGUAUGCUGCUUGUAAGGAUGAACAGCUGGGGUCUGUGCCGUUUCUAUUUCGCCCGUGCCCUCUAA